This is a messenger RNA of Fraxinus pennsylvanica, 471 nucleotides long. The record is from the annotation of a GenBank genome assembly. Lineage: Eukaryota; Viridiplantae; Streptophyta; Magnoliopsida; Lamiales; Oleaceae.
AUGGGCAAGCUUAAAACCGUCGCUACCGCCACCACCGCCACCGCCACCAGUGCUUACCCACUCAUUAUCACCACCAUUCUCCUGGUGGCACUUCCAUGCCUAACAGCAGAGUCGACCCCCGUCGCCGCUGCACCUUCACCAGCAUCAGAGGAUUGCUUCAACUCUUUGAUCAACUUAUCUGACUGCUUAACUUUUGUGGAGGAAGGUAGCAAUCUAACUAAACCAGACAAAGGGUGCUGCCCAGAAUUCUCAAACUUGUUGAAUACUCGGCCAGUUUGCCUAUGCCAACUUCUUGGUGAUCCUAAUAAAAUUGGAAUUCCCAUUGAUACCAAGAAAGCCAUGAAACUCCCUUCUGCUUGUGGUGUCAACACUCCACCGGUUAGCUUGUGUUCAGUAAUUGGUGUUCACGUUGGAGCACCUGCACCAAGUGAAGGCCCUUCAUCGCUUGGUGGUACUCUCUCUUAUUCUUAA